Aegilops tauschii subsp. strangulata is the source of this 537-nucleotide messenger RNA. RefSeq names its product F-box protein PP2-B13-like. Lineage: Eukaryota; Viridiplantae; Streptophyta; Magnoliopsida; Poales; Poaceae. The record is from RefSeq and is a predicted model, not a curated record.
AUGGCACAAAUCUUAAUUAUGUCUAUGUUUCGUGAUAGAUUCCCCCAUGCCGUGGCGUUCAGGAAGUGUGGCAAAAUAGAAAUCAGCGGCAAGAUACACUGCAAGAAGCUCUCCGAAAACGUAACGUAUGCCGCUUACAUGGUGUUUAAGCUACACCCCGCCGCAUUCUGUGGGUUGGAUUAUCCGUUCCAGGAGGCUUCAGUCAGCGUAGGAGAAGGACACAAAUCAAUCUCGCAAGUUUGCCUGCAAAGUUGUGUGGAGGAUGAGGGCGAUGGUGGCGAGUCACCUCGUAUACAUGUCUUGGAAUCACUGGAAUGGGAAAUUACUCUUGGAGAUGACAUGGCAAUCCCUCGGAGGAGAGACGACGGUUGGAUGGAGGUGGAGCUAGGUGAGUUCUACAACGAGGAAGGCUGUGAAGGUGAGGUGUUGGUUAGCCUAACGGAGACGGCACUAACCUCCAAGCGUGGUCUUAUCUUGUUUGGCAUUGAGUUUAGAAAUAAGAUACAAAAGCCAACAAGGUCGGUGAGAGUUACGUAA